Messenger RNA from Microplitis demolitor, 3011 nucleotides. RefSeq names its product tyrosine-protein kinase Fer (gene FER). Lineage: Eukaryota; Metazoa; Arthropoda; Insecta; Hymenoptera; Braconidae. Gene Ontology annotation, biological process: peptidyl-tyrosine phosphorylation. The record is from RefSeq and is a predicted model, not a curated record. The transcript has 13 exons. Gene Ontology annotation, molecular function: non-membrane spanning protein tyrosine kinase activity; ATP binding. Bases 390 to 2939 code for a protein of 849 amino acids.
UAUGUCUUGUGGCGGUAUUUCCGGAAGGUGGGUGAGAAAUUUUCACCAAGUAGUAGACUGUAGUGGACUGGUGCGUAUUGUAUAAAUAAGCAUUAACGUAAAUAUAAGUUUUUAAUUUCUACGUAUUGAAGGUAGAAUUUAAGCAAAUUUAAAUUUAAAUAAAUUUAUUUACAAAAUAAAAUACAAUAAAAAAAAGUAAUUAAAUAAAUAAAAAAAUAUUUCUUAGAAUGAAAUGAAAUAUUUGGUCCUUCACUGUGGGAGACAAUCUCCUAUUUAAAGUGAUCACGUCAGAUUUGAGCAAAUUUAUAGGCAUGAGUUAAACCUGAUCGCGUUACCCUCUUAAUCAAAGUGACAUCAAGUUUAAAGUUAAUUCUCAGUAUAAUUAAAAAAUGGGAUUUUCAACGAGUCUACAAGGACAAUCUUCUCAUGAAGCUUUGUUAGGAAGACAAGAUGCUGAAAUUAAACUUCUGGAAACUAUGAAGAGAUGUCUUACCACCAAAGUUAAAUCCGAUCGCGAAUAUGCGUCAACUAUUUCAUCUUUGAGCAUUCAAGGAAAGAAAGUUGAACGUUAUGAUGACCUUGCUGGCAGUUUGAUUACUCAGAGCUGGAGAGAUAUCAUGGAUUCUAUCGAUCAGACAGCUAGAUUAAUUAAACAACAAGCUGAUUCUAUGGAAAGUCUUGUUGUCGAACACAUUGGAAAUCUCUAUGUGGAAAGAAGAAAAGCUAGGAAACUUUAUCAAGAAGAACAAACAUGGCUUAGUAAUCAAUUUCAACAGCUAACUGAUGAUGUCGCAAGGAAAAAGACAGAAUAUCAAAAGAAUUUAGAGGCUUACAAAUUGACUAGAGCUAGAUUUGAAGAACACUAUGUUAAUCGUGGAAGAGGAGGUAGAAAAUUAGAUGAUGUGAGAGAAAAAUAUCAAAAGGCCUGCCGUAAACUUCAUCUUACUCAUAAUGAAUACGUACUUUUACUUGGAGCUGUUGCUGAGUGUGAACACGAUUUGAGAAGUUGUUACCUUCCCAGUCUUCUUCGCAGGCAGCAAACUAUUCAUGAAGAAUUCAUAGUAGCUUGGAAACGCAUUCUUCAAAAUACCGUCAAGUACUCGGAUUUUACUUCAGAAAAAUUUCAAGAAAUCCAUGCAAGAGUACAGGCAGCUGUCGAUUCAAUAAAACCACUUGAAGAGUAUAAAGAUUUUAUUGGAAAACAUCGAACACGACCGGCAUCCCCACUACGUUUUACCUUCGAUGAAAAUCUAGUCGACGACACAUCUGGCAAGCUAUUGCCAAACAAAUUAACCGUAGACAAUCUAACGAUAGACUGGUUACGUAGUCGUUUAAAUGAACUAGAGAAUUCGUUGAAAAGUACUCAACAGAAUCGUUUGGCUGCUCAGUCAUCAAACGAAAAUACCAGUGACCCGAGAAUGACGAUGUUAGAUUAUUCGCGAGAAAGAGAAGAAUUACGGUUAAGGUGUCAAGAAAAAAAAUUACAAAGACAGGUAGAAGUAAUUCGUGGAGCUUUGAAUGAAUUAGGAUGUGAAGAAUUACCAUCAGGAUGUGAUCUAUCCAUGGAAGGAUCAUUUACAGAACCACCACCAGUACUUAAGAGAAAUACAGUUGCAGAUAAUGGUAUGUUUACGCUGAGACGAAAUCAACGAUUCAUGACAAUGAUAAAGACCCCAUUUAAAUCUAUACCUGCGACGAAUGUUAAUGGUAUUAUUCGAGCAAACAGCGUAGGAUCAUCAGCUAAGCCAAUUCGACCCCGCCCGCCAGGUCCAUGCGGGAUGAACAAUUCGAGUAAUGAUCAAAAAAGUAACGGAGGAUUAAUGGAAGAAGAGUGGUUCCACGGAGUAUUACCACGAGAAGAAGUAGUGAGACUUUUAGUUGUCGAAGGAGAUUUUUUAGUUCGGGAAACUAUGAGAAAUGAAGAAUCUCAAAUUGUUUUGUCAGUUUGCUGGGACGGUCAUAAACACUUUAUUGUCCAAACAACUCCUGAAGGACAUUUUAGAUUUGAAGGACCAACUUUUCCAACUAUUCCAGAAUUAAUAAAACAUCAAUGGCAAUCAGGAUUACCAGUAACUAGUCGAUCUGGUGCAAUAUUAAAAACUCCUAUUCCACGUGAACGAUGGGAGCUUAAUAAUGAUGAUGUAAUUCUCAUAGAGAAAAUAGGACGAGGUAAUUUCGGAGAUGUAUAUAAAGCUCAAUUGAGACCGUGUAAAACGGAAGUAGCUGUAAAAACAUGUAAACUAACGCUACCCGACGAACAAAAACGUAAAUUUCUGCAAGAAGGUCGAAUUUUAAAACAAUACGAUCAUCCAAAUAUUGUCAAGUUAAUUGGAAUAUGUGUACAAAAACAACCGAUUAUGAUUGUAAUGGAAUUAGUUCCAGGAGGUUCUUUAUUGACGUAUUUACGAAAAAAUUCAAGUACGAUAUCAACUGGAGAACAACUUAGUAUGUGUAGAGAUGCAGCUGCUGGCAUGAGUUAUUUAGAAUCAAAAUUUUGUAUUCAUCGUGAUUUAGCCGCACGUAAUUGUCUUGUUGGCUAUGAUUCAAAUGUUAAAAUUUCGGACUUCGGAAUGUCGAGAGAAGAAGAAGAAUAUAUUGUAUCUGAUGGUAUGAAACAAAUUCCUAUAAAGUGGACAGCGCCUGAAGCUUUAAAUUUCGGCAAAUAUACUUCACUUUGCGAUGUUUGGAGUUAUGGAGUACUAGUGUGGGAAAUUUUCUCUAAAGGUGGUAACCCAUACAGCGGAAUGUCAAAUUCACAAGCUAGAGAAAAAAUAGAUGCAGGUUACCGAUUACCUGCACCUGAUGGAACACCAGAAGAGGUCUAUAGAUUGAUGCUAAGAUGUUGGGAAUACGAACCAGAAAAGAGACCUCAUUUUGACCAAAUUUACACAAUUGUUGAGACGUUUUGCCUAGCUUUCAAUCCUCCAAAUAUCGUUUGAACUCUUGUAAUAUAAUCAAUUAAUAAUUUCUCAAAUUUUAAUAUUUCAAAAAAAAAAAAAAAAAAAAAAAAA